AUGGCAGCUAGUGGUCCGCUCUACAACAACUACCAGUCACCUCCACCAAGUCAUCAGCCUGGUCAAGUCCCACACCCACACCAUGUACAGCAUCCACAAGCUCCAGGGCAAUCGCCUGUUGCUCAACAAUCACCCUACGCCCAUCAAUCGCCUCAAUACCAGCAGUAUGCAGGGAAUCAGCAAAUCAACUAUCAAUCGUCUCCGGGUCAGCCGAUGAACCAGAUCCCGCAAACUCCACAGGCCCAUCCUUCGCAAUCGCCUCUGGGCCAAUACCCCAUUCAGCAUCAGGUUCCAGGCCAGCAGCUUCCGUACCAAUCAUCUGCAUACGGUCCCCAACUUCAUCAAUCCCCUCAAGUCCAGCACCCAGGUCUCCCUCAGCAAUACGCGCCUACUCAGCAGCCCAACGUACAGACAGUAUCUUACGGUGUCGCAGCACCACCGACGGCCGCUCAGCAUCAACAGCAAUACCAGCAACAAGCAGCCCAAUUUGCUUCCCCACCUUCAGCAUCAGCCCAAGGCCAGCUACAAGCAACUGCCCAGUCACUCUUCAAAUCUGGAAAGGGCUUCUUGGGCAACAUCGCCAGCAACAUCAAGUCCAAAUACCCCGCCACCACCAAUGCUGCGACGACUUCAUCCACGGUUUCGUACACGGGCGAGCCACCGAAACCGACAUACAAUCCUGCACAGCACCCUACCCAGACGCCCUUGAGCCCGACAAACUCGUUCCCUCAGGGAUACGACCCUGGCCACCAGGUCACUCCGCAGCAUACACCACAAACACCACAGCAAAACGUCUCGCCCAGUGCGCCAGGCUAUCCUCCCGUAUCACAUCAAGGCUCUUUUCCACAGUCACAGGGACUUCCUGGGCAGUCACCCCAACAAGGAUACCAUGCUCCCCAACAGAGUCCGCAUCAAUUGCCGGCUCCCAUGAAUGGGGUCGCCGGUGCGCAAGCUACUAACUCCCAGCCGCCGGUCCAUUCACAGGGUGCAGCUGCCUCGCCAUAUCCGCAGACAUCACCGCACCACCAGCAAUCGGGCCCAUAUGCACCGACAGUUCCCGUCCAAGCUCCUCAUUCGGUUGCUCCGGCCGGACCAUAUGGUGUUCAGCCAGGCUACGGACAAAGCCAUUCGCAUGUUAUUCCGCCGCAGCCAAACCACCAUAGUCAGUCGUCUUAUGGAAGCCCGCUGCCAUCGUGGCCACAACAGACACAGGCCAACUACAGCCCAGCUGGAGCGGCACCAAGCUCCGUAUCCACUGACCAAGCACCAGUACAAGUCAGCGCUCCUGGCUACGGGCCCAUGGUGAUGCACCCGCAACCACCACACCACGAUAACCCCAUCCCACAUGCGUCGCCGUCGUCGCAGCAAGCCGUUCCACCACUGCCACAACAAGCAGUAACAUCUGGUCAAGUGCAGAACACUCUUCAGAUGGCCUCGUCGCCGCCACCUCCGCAGCAAUAUCAGACCACUGUAUCGCCCACAUAUCACCAACCGCAGCUUCACCAGCAGGUUCCUCUUGUACAGCAGCAUGGUCAGAUUAAUGCAUCAGAGAUGACGCCGUCGUCUCAAGUGGCUUCAUACCCGAGCGGUCAGGUCAGCUCCUCUAACUAUACACAAACUAGUCCUUCUAGUCCUCCAUCACAGAACCCCCAUGAUAGGACACCAGUAGCCCAAGUGCAGCAGAACGGUCCCUCCCCCCAAGAUCACUAUCAAACGCACUCGCAGCCGCAGCCGCAGCCGCAGCCUCAAUUCACUCCCUACGCACCCAGACCUGGGCAACAAGCUGCGACGCCAGAUCAAAGUCAUAUUCCUCUACCUUCUUCACCAUUGCAGAACUUGAAUCAACCCAGUGGGAUACUACCAUCUGCUCCAGAGGCUGGUGUCCAGUACCAACCCCACAAUUCGACAGUGGUUCAUCAAGCACCACAAGCACACUAUGGACAACCCACGCAUAAAACGCCCACAAUGCCUAUGAAUAGUCAAUAUAAUCAGCACCCAGUACCCCCACCCCCACCCCCACCUCCAGGUCCAGCACCAGCUCCAACGACGAACGCACCGGGGCAGAGCUUUCAAUCCCACCAACCCGUUCAGCAAUCACCACAUUCCUAUCAGCCAGUUCCGGUCGUGACUCAGCAAGCUUCAGGUCAAAAUAUCGAGAACAUCUCUCAUCAAGACCCACUGGCCUCACUGUCGGCACAAAUGGACAAUCUGAACAUGAAGAACGGCGAACAGCGCAUGGCAGCUUCAGGGGCCCCUCCUGUCCAGAAAGACGACGGACCUCGAGGACCACCACCUUGUCUAGCGGCAGGCAUGGUCAGCGACACCCUUCCAUAUUGCCCAGAGAGCCGCAUCGUGGCCUACGCUUUGGACUGGUAUCGACUUACAGCAGUGCCGCAAUAUCUCAUUUGUACAAGAUGCUAUGAGGACCAUAUUAUGGGGACUCACCUAUCUAUACACUUUGAGAGAUACCAUUCUCCAGAAGGUACCGAGUCAAAGUGUGGUUUCUGGUCGCCCCGCGCACGAGAGGUUCUUUGGCCUCAAGCCCUCCAGACCAACGACAUUGGCCAUCUUCGGGCCUUUGCGGAGAAGACUCUAACACUGCCAAGCUGUAAAGGCAGAGUGUGGAGUACUGCCGCUGAUGGUGUCAAGUGGUGGAGUAUGGUAAACAAUGAAGUUGAUGGUUUUAUCUCAUGCGAAGCUUGCUACGAGAACUGCAUUGUCGGUACGGCCUUUAAAGGUCGGUUCUCACCACAUCGUCAACAAGGUCCUGACGAAAAGUGGAUGUGUGACUUGUGUCUUCCCUACAUCACAACCGCGGCUGUCAAGAUGUCCAAGAUGAACAACUGGAAUAGCUUCAUUGAAGCUGUCAAAGCACGCGUUCAUCUUCCGGUAUGCGAAGGCAAAGAUGAAGAGUCCAACAACGGCCACUGGAUUUUACCACGUCGCAGAAUCGAGAACAUGCGUAUCUGUGAAGCAUGCUAUCUAGACAAACUUGCACUCACACGCUUUGGCAAUGAGUUUGAGCGUCAUCAACGAGCCGAGGGAUUUGAUGCUUUUCUCGAGUCAAUAGGUCAGAAGUGGAAAUGCAGCCUCACGGACACGGCCGUCAAUAUGAGUAUUGCUCUUGAGGCGGCUCUCUACCGUCGCGAUUAUGAAGUCUUUUGGAACGCAGCCAGCGCCAUUUGCAGUCUUGUCCCUUGUACUAUGAAUGGUAUCAUUAGAGGGAAUUGGUGGACCGUCGCAGGCGGGUGUCCAGAAUUUGAUGUCUGCGAGGCAUGCUACAAAGGGGCACUGGAAACGUCCGAUCUUGGACGCUUUUUUGAACCUGCCAAACGAGACCCUGCGGCGACCAUCAUUUGCAACUUCUGUCCUGGCAGUCCACGGUGGGGAGCUUUCAUCACCAAGUUCGCCGAAGCGUUGGACAAAGGUAUCUUCAGCUACUACGGUGAUUAUGUCAAGAAAUGGGCGGGAGUAUUGACUUGCCCUGGUAUCAAGAACAGAGAAAAGACUAAGUGGUGGGGACAUCCAGAAGCAUUGGCCUGUGAGGACUGCUGGUUGAACUUCGUUGCCGAAACACCUCUUGGCGACACCGUUCCGGUCAAAGGUGUUUACGAUGAGCGACCUCUGAUCUGUCAAUUGUGGUCUCCCCGGAUGCGAAACAUGUGGCUCGCGGUGUGUGCAGCGGGACCGCCAGGAUCACCAGAGUCACAAAAGGCUCUGGAUGAGUUCCGUGCUUUCGCAUGUCGUCAAUAA
Fusarium graminearum PH-1 is the source of this 3753-nucleotide messenger RNA. RefSeq lists its product as uncharacterized. Lineage: Eukaryota; Fungi; Ascomycota; Sordariomycetes; Hypocreales; Nectriaceae. The transcript has 2 exons. The coding region runs from base 1 to 3753 and encodes 1250 amino acids. The record is from RefSeq and is a predicted model, not a curated record.